Messenger RNA from Acanthosepion pharaonis, 705 nucleotides. The record is from the annotation of a GenBank genome assembly. Lineage: Eukaryota; Metazoa; Mollusca; Cephalopoda; Sepiida; Sepiidae.
AUGAUACUCGGUGAUGAUAUGUGUAGUGAAAAUUUAUACUUUUGUUUAGACGUCUUGACGAUCCAGCAUAAUAUAUUGACAACCCACUCUCCUUCUUCUGCCGCCAUAUUUCAUUCAUCCAAUCGUUCUCUGGUUCUUUCUAUAUCUCUCUUUUCCUCUUUUUUUGCCAGAUUGAGGCAAGUUCAAUCUAAUCUUCUUUCUGCUAGCUUCAUACUCACCCGUUUUCGAGAUCAUUCCAUGGUGGAUAUACGGCUUAUCUCAAUAACCAAACAGGCGGUACGAACCAUCCAAGCGCUUACUCCAGCUUUAUGCCGGAGAGGAAGGCAGACGGGAGAGCGAGACGGAAGGGGCCAGACGGGGAGAGAGACGGGAGAGACCGCAACCGGUCGGCACAUUGCCGUCACUUGCUUGGGCACUCGCCGACGACCAUUACGGGUUGCGGCGCUACAAGGCAGCCGAGAAAGGCAACAGUCGAGAGAGAAUUCUGAAGCAGACGGUCGAGCGAGACGGAAGAGGCCAGGCGGGAGAGAGAGAGAGGUGAGAGACCGCGAUCGGUCGGCACAUUGCCGUCACGUGCGUGAGCACCCGCAGGCGACCAUUACGGGUCACGGUGCUACAAGCAGACGGGAGAGAGAGUCGGGGAACGAAACCAUCAACGAGAGAGUCACGAGAGAUUUAGAGAAGGAAGACUGCCGCCUGUUCUGA